This is a messenger RNA of Episyrphus balteatus (marmalade hoverfly), 501 nucleotides long. RefSeq names its product cuticle protein 76-like. The record is from RefSeq and is a predicted model, not a curated record. The coding region runs from base 1 to 501 and encodes 166 amino acids. NCBI's taxonomy places the organism in Eukaryota, Metazoa, Arthropoda, Insecta, Diptera, Syrphidae. The transcript has a single exon.
AUGGCAUUCAAAUUUGUUGUACUUUGCGCUCUCUUGUCCGCUGCCAAUGCUGGUCUUGCUCCAGUAGCUUACUCAGCUCCUUUGGCUCACUACGCUGUAGCUAACCCAUCCUUGGACGCUGUAGGCUCAACCCAACACAAUGUUGUUCGUUCCUAUGCCGGUACAGUAUCCCAAUACUCCAAGGCUGUUGAUACACCAUACUCGAGCGUUCGCAAGUCUGACACUCGCAUCAACAAUAACGUCUACACUCCAACUUACGCCAAGGCCUUGACUUAUGCUGCCCCUCAAGCUGUCUACUCGCAUGCUGCUCCAGCUGCCGCCGUCUAUAGCCAACAUGUUGCUCCAGCUGCUGUUUACUCUCAUGCUACUCCAACUGUCUACUCACACGCUGCUCCAGCUGCCGUCAUUGCCCAGCCUGCUGCUCACGCUAUUGCCUACUCUCCAGCUGCUACCGUUGCUCAUGUUACUUUUGAUGGAUUUGGAGCUCACUACGGUUACUAA